AGUCUGGGUGUUAGUCUUCACACUGAUGUGACUGUUGGUGAGGAGCUUGCAGCUGAUAGCAGAGUUUUUUGUAUUGUUUUGAUGGGUGCUAGUACAAAGAAAGAGGGGAUCUUUUCACCCCAUCUACCAUCAUCUGGGGGGUGAACUGUCUUUCUGAGGAUUGUAAAAAAACCUCAAAUGUGUGCAAAUUACAUUAUUCUGGAAAAAUAAUUACUUGAAGUCAGCAGGUCUUUGCUGCUUUUAAUCUCCUAGGUUUUAAGAAAGGUGUCUGCUGGGUUCUGCCUUGUUGUCUCUCAGAAUGAGUGCUCCCUUCAUCUACUUACUCUCUUCUCAUGUUCAACAUCCAAUAAAGUCAAAAGAUCUAUAGUCUGCUGAAGGCCCUGGCUUAGCCAGGACAGUGCUAAUAUUCUGCUUGCUUUGAUCAUGUGGAAAGCUCAUGUUUAACAGGAAGUGAGUAGCUUAGUGGAUCAUCAGUAAUUUUCUAUUAAAGAUCAAAAAAGGGCCUUUAUUUAAUAAUUAAUGCCAGCUUUGUGUUGUUGGCUCCAAAUUGUUUGAACAAAAAAUACCUUAUUGGUAUAGUUUAAAUUCUGACACACUGGAGCUUGGACAGUAUUGUUAUUGGCUCUGUAUUUAGUUUAGGAGGUAGUGGCAGAAGGAGAAAAAGAUACAGCAAGAAAAUAAUAAAUCUGAGUCUGAUACAUGGUUUGGUGAGUCUGCAGAGGAGGUGAAUUGGCUGUCUCAACUGUAUUAUAACAAAUCGUGUUUGGAUAGACAGUAAGAAAUGGUAUGUGGUAAAUAAGUUGUGACAUGCUCCUCUUUGUUUAUUCUCUAAAAGACUAGGAGCUUCUUUCUCUCGUCUUGGUUUGAUAGGCAGUGGCUUAACAGAAUUAAGUAGAAUAAUGCAGUCAGGAUUUGGGUAAAGCUUGUGUUUUACUUUCUGAAAAUAAGGACUGUGGGAGGUAGCAUGCUGAGUCACUUGCUAAGGCAUUGCCUGGGAAAGCGUAAGAGGACACAAAAAGGCUGAGAUAUCCUUGGCUUAAGUUUUGACAGAAAGAUGCAAGAUAGAUUUUCAAGUGACAGUUUGUUUAUUCACUUUUUGGAUGGCGAGGCACCUGAGGGCAGAGACAACUUUGCACUAGUAAUAAAUACUUAUAUCUAGUUCCUUGUUCUCCCAAGUGAAAAGGGGUGGGUGUGUUUAAUACAUGUGGUUUUUUUUCCUCUCUUGACAGGCUAUGACUUUUGCUUUUUAUUAUAAGCUAGUGGUUAAUACACUUCUUUCCUUUUUCCUUGUUGCCUUGUAUAAUUUCUGCCCUGAACCAUCAAGCACCAGGCUCUGUGGAGACAUUUCCUCAUGAUGACCUUUGUAAACAGAGAGGGGAGGAGACAACUAAAGGACUCUUUUUUUUUUUCUUUUCUUUCUUUUCUUUCUUUUUUUUCUUUUUUUUUUCCUUUUUUUUUUUUUCUUUUCCCCUUUGUGUGUUAUCCCAUGAAAGCUGGAUUUCAUUUCUGUAUCUCAUGUGAAAUCCAAAUAAAUAGUAUCUAGAUAAGCAUAUUUCCUGCCAGGGCUUGUGCAUAGUCCUGGAAAGCGUUAGUGGUACUUUCUUUGUGCCUAAAAGGCAUGAGGGCAGAUAUCAUAGGCUUGAGAGAUGUCUGAGCACCCAAAUUGUACCAGGUUAUCUGCUCUCUCCUCUUCACAGGGAGGAAAGCAUGCCAGAGACCUGCUGGGAACGAGGCAGUUUGAUACCAGUGCUUCCGUUUGCAGCUUCUCAUGCCAAAAGGCCUGUUGGGGCACCCACAAGAUCCUGUUCAGCCUCUGGUUCGUACAUUAGACCUGCAGGUUCAGCCUGACUUUUGAACCACCGUGUCAAAUGAUGAUGCAAAAGCACAAAAGGAGAAGAGAAGUUGAUUGAAUCUCUGUAUGGCAGAGGACUCAGUGUUGGACUUUGCCUUGCCAGCCCGCUGUUGCCAUGGACAUGCCAGCCUUCAUACUUGCUGGACUCCUUGUGCAUUGUGUGUUCUUGCUCUCCAUUUUUGACAUCUACUUCAGCUCUCCCCUGGUGCAUGGUAUGACUCCUCAGCAGACUCCACUGCCACCUCCAGCAAAACGUCUUGUCCUCUUUGUUGCUGACGGUCUGCGCGCGGAUUCGCUGUAUGAAUUGAACAGCAACAAUACACCCCAAGCACCUUACCUGCGGGGUAUUCUAGAGAGUAACGGCAGCUGGGGAAUCUCUCACACUCGGGUCCCUACAGAAUCCAGGCCAGGGCAUGUUGCGCUUAUAGCUGGAUUUUAUGAAGAUGUCAGCGCGGUUGCUAAAGGAUGGAAGGAAAAUCCAGUGGAAUUUGACUCUGUUUUCAACGAAAGUAAAUAUACUUGGAGCUGGGGAAGCCCAGAUAUUUUGCCAAUGUUUGCUAAAGGUGCUACUGGAGAUCACGUUUAUACAUUUUGCUAUGGGGCAGAAAAUGAAGACUUUGGAUCACAAGAUGCAGCGAAGCUUGACACAUGGGUUUUUGAUCAUGUUAAGAGCUUCUUCAAUUCUUCCAGAAGUAAUCAAACAUUGUUCUCUGCACUGAAUGAGGACAAAGUAGUUCUGUUCCUGCAUUUGCUGGGCAUAGACACAAAUGGACAUGCUCAUCGGCCAAACUCAAGGGAAUACAAGGAUAAUAUUAAAAAAGUUGACAAGGGUGUACAAGAAAUUGUGUCACUGAUUGAAAAUUUCUAUGGAAACGAUGGAAAAACUGCAUUUAUUUUGACUUCUGACCAUGGAAUGACAGAUUGGGGAUCCCAUGGAGCUGGUCAUCCCUCAGAAACUUUAACACCGCUGAUUGUUUGGGGUGCUGGGGUGAAUUAUCCACAGAAAGUAACAUCCCAAUUCUUUGAAGACAGUUUUUUGAAAGAAUGGAAACUGGAGAACUUGAAGAGGCUGGAUGUCAAUCAGGCUGAUAUAGCACCACUGAUGGCUUCCCUUAUCGGUGUGCCUUUCCCCGUGAAUUCCGUGGGAACUCUACCUCUUGAAUAUCUGAACAAUAGUGCUCAUUUCAAAGCAGAGAGCAUAUUUACCAACGCUGUUCAGAUUCUCGAGCAAUUUAAGGUUAAGAUGAGUCAGAAAAAGGAAACGACAUUGUCAUUUCUGUUCACACCAUUCAAACCACUUUCUGAUUCUGAACAGAUCCACUUUUUAAAGAAAACAAGACUAUAUAUUCAGCAGCAGAAGUACAAUGAAGCGAUAUGUCUGUGCAAAAACCUGAUAAACCUUGCUUUGGAAGGCUUGUCUUAUUACCAUACUUACGACAGAUUAUUCCUGGGUCUAAGUAUUGCACUGAGUUUUGUGGGCUGGACAACUUAUGUGAUUUUGGUGAUUAUCAAGACCCACACCAAUUUGACGAAGGCUGUUCAGACUAAUAAGGAACCUGCUGUUCUCUUCUACAGUUUUGCCUUUGUUGGACUGGUAAUAGGUUUUUUCCUGUUGAUUCAAACUUGUCCUUGGACGUACUACAUAUACUGUCUCUUGCCAGUACCAGUAUGGUAUGCAGUUGUGAGAGAAAUUCCUGUUAUUCAAGACCUCGCAGCAAAUCUCUUGUCACUUCCUAUCCAUCAGUCUGUAGGGUUCUUGUUGGUUUGUACACUGGGAAUUGAAAUACUAGUCUUCAGCUUUUUCUACCGCUCUACUCUAACCAUUGGUCUUCUUGUCUUUGCUGGCUGGCCAGUGAUCACACAGCUGUGGGUUCAAGCAAAGACAACAACAUUGAUCUGGACUCUUCUGUGUGUGCUCCUGGCAAUAUUUCCUUUAAUGCCUGUUGUAGGAAGAGAACCAAAUAUUCCUCUGGUAAUAGCAGCUGGUUUACUGACUCUUCUGAUCUCUUGCUUCUCACUGGCAUCUCUUUGUAAAAGUGAAAAUAAGUACAGAAAUAAAGAAGAUCUGAAAGUACUUUUGUAUCAGAUGUUGAGUAUUGCACUUUCGACAUAUGUUGUGAACAGUACCCACGACAGUCUUAAGAAUAAACAGGGAUUGCCUGUAUUGAAUCAAAUUAUUAGCUGGAUAACUCUAGUUUCUUCCUUGAUGUUGCCAUUACUGAGCCCCACGUUCCUCUUUCAACGACUGUUCAGCAUAUUGCUCUCCCUGAUGUCCACCUACCUGCUCCUCAGCACAGGGUAUGAAGCUCUGUUUCCACUGGUGCUGUCUGGUUUGAUGUUUGUGUGGAUAAAUAUGGAACAAGAAGCAUUGCAGUACUAUGGUCUUUCACUCAAAUCAAAGCUUGCUGUUUUCAACUUCACCUGUGCUACUGAUAUAACUCAGUUUCGACAGCUGCACCUGGAUGACAUCCGCAGGUCUUUCUUCUUUGUUUUUUUCAUAGUGACAGCCUUUUUUGGCACUGGAAACAUAGCUUCUGUUAACAGUUUUGAUCCUGCUUCUGUCUACUGCUUCUUGACUGUGUUCAGUCCUUUCAUGAUGGGAGGCUUGCUUGUGUUGAAGGUUGUAAUCCCAUUUGUUCUGGUGUCAUGUGCUUUUGAAGCUGUGCAAGUCACAACGCAACUGUCUUCUAAGAGCCUUUUCCUCAUUGUUCUUGUGAUUUCAGACAUCAUGGCUUUGCAUUUUUUCUUUUUGGUUAAAGAUCAUGGAAGCUGGCUGGAUAUUGGAACAAGCAUUAGCCACUAUGUGCUGGUGAUGUCAUUGACCAUAUUUAUGAUGCUGAUGAAUGGACUGGCCCAGCUGCUAACUACAAAGAGAUUUGAACUUCCCAGAAGGACUAAGCACCAUUCCAUGUGAUAAAGCAAUAAAUCUUCCUGCCUUGUUCCCAUCCUCAGGCUUCUUCUGAACCAACAUCCACCUCUGGAAUGUAAACACAAGUUAAUGGACUAGAGUGCCAAAAUCCCAUCCAGGAAUUAGAGCACUCUGCUGAUACAGGUUAAAUGCUGUCCUGUGACUGAAAUUUGCAUUUAGAGAUUGCCAUUUUUACUUUACUGGGGCUAAAAAAGCCUCAGUUUUAUUCUUCAAGUGUACAAAUUUCUUCAAAAUAAAAAGGACUUUGUUGCUGUUUUUAAAAGAA
Molecule: messenger RNA, 5046 nt
Organism: Apus apus (common swift)
Lineage: Eukaryota; Metazoa; Chordata; Aves; Apodiformes; Apodidae
Gene: PIGN
Product: phosphatidylinositol glycan anchor biosynthesis class N
Exons: 29
Coding region: 1968-4766 (932 amino acids)
Biological process (GO): GPI anchor biosynthetic process
Cellular component (GO): endoplasmic reticulum membrane
Molecular function (GO): mannose-ethanolamine phosphotransferase activity
Source: RefSeq, a predicted model, not a curated record